Molecule: messenger RNA, 1122 nt
Organism: Patiria miniata (bat star)
Lineage: Eukaryota; Metazoa; Echinodermata; Asteroidea; Valvatida; Asterinidae
Exons: 6
Coding region: 1-1122 (373 amino acids)
Biological process (GO): synapse organization
Cellular component (GO): neuron projection membrane
Source: RefSeq, a predicted model, not a curated record
AUGCAAUACCAGCAGGCUCGAAACGUCAGAUUACCGACUUACCUCUCGCCAAACGAGGUCAUCAUACACAGAGGUCAAACUCAGCACAUCCGGUGCCCCAGCUACAUAAAGGGUGAACGGGUGAGCAUGGUGUUUUGGUUCAAAGGAGAACAACUCCUUGCCCGCUACACCCAUCCCAACGUUGGCAGUAGUUAUGCAUCAAGUGAUCGUUAUCGGAUGUCCCACUCGCAUGAUUUGAUCAUAAGUCACGUCGACAUGAGGGAUCAUGGGAAGUACAUUUGCAGUGUUGUCCCCAUCGCUACCACCUUACAGAGGAGGCAGCCGAUUUCCGUCACUGUUCUAACUGAUGUCCCAAGCUUUAAAGAGGCCAUGUACCGUAAAGCAGGCGAUGCCUGCGUACAACGGAAUCAGAAUCAUCACAUUCAGUGUCCAAGCUACAGGGAAGGGGAGUCCGUGAGUUUAGUCUUCUGGUUCAAAGGAGGACAACUUAUAGCCCGCUUCGCCAACCCAGCAUUUGGCACUAACUUUAUUUCGAGUCGUCAUUACUGGAUGUCCAGUUCGCACGGUUUGGUCAUAAACCAUGUUCAAGCUACUGAUUGUGGAGAGUACGUGUGCGGUCUGGUGCCGAGGGCAACAGGGGUACAAAGGAAAGGAUCAGUGCGAGUUACUGUAUUAGAUCCCGAAUUUCCAAUCGUGGGCGAUUCAGAAGUUGUAAACAAAACUAGUCUCAUUCUCGAAAGAGGGCAAGGACACGUGAAGUUGACCUGUCCCGCAUUGCGCAUGGACCAACAGGCUGCCACUGUCUACUGGUCCCUUGGCAACGAAGAGACCAUGGAUACCAGCAUCAUCGGUGUGCAGUUCUCCGAUGGGGAAGCAAUGGUAUCGGAUGACUACCGUGGCGAUUACAACAUCACAGAUGGUGGCUCGUUGGUUUUGAACACAUUAGACAUGCCAACUAGUCGUUUCUGGUGCCAUGUUUUUACGGAUCAGCCGGGUCUGUUUUGUGCAUAUUAUGACAUCACCAAGACAGAUCCUGGUUCAACAACGGAGAGUGCGACCAGUGGGAAGGUUGGCCGUAGUGACGAAAUAAAUCCCCAGGAAAGUGAUAUCUUCCAAGGAUGA